Anopheles gambiae (African malaria mosquito) is the source of this 2635-nucleotide messenger RNA. Its product is annotated as differentially expressed in FDCP 6. The record is from RefSeq and is a predicted model, not a curated record. Bases 781 to 2448 code for a protein of 555 amino acids. The transcript has 6 exons. NCBI's taxonomy places the organism in Eukaryota, Metazoa, Arthropoda, Insecta, Diptera, Culicidae. Gene Ontology annotation, cellular component: nucleus; cytoplasm.
CUGUGCCUGCAGCAGAGUGCGGCACGGGAAAAUAAUUAAAAAUAAUGCAAACAUGAGCGCACAUUUUGCAUCCGCAGAAACCCAAAACGAAGCAACGUUUCGACCCACCUCGCCGCGGUAUCAGUUGCGACAUCCAUUACCCACGUGCCUACGACCAUUCCAACCGAAGGCGAAACAGCUUUACCGGCAUUCUGGUGCGACGAGAAGAGCAAAGGGAGAAGGGCGCACCCACGGGGAACACCCUUUUAAGGGUCAAAACUGGAAGCGCAGACGCAUAUUAGAGCCAGAGCUCGUGUUUUAGGUACGCAUACGCAUGAGAAUAAGGGGUUGCCAUCGGAGUUGCCACCCUCUCUAAAGCAGCCGAAAGAACAGCAAAAGCACACUGGUGCCCGACCGACUGUGUUGUGACUGUGGCUGAGUUCUGCGCGAGGUUCGUAUCGGCUGGCUUGGAGAUAUCGCCCCACUCGUCCGCCCGAUUGGUGCAGCCGGAGCAGCUUCCAGCGUUGAUCGGUGCUGCGAGGAUGCGCUCGUCGGACAGUGUGCUGGUGCGUGGCGACGAGUGCGAUACGCUGUCGGUAGUGCGCGCGUAGUUGGUACAGUGACACGAUUACGGAACGAUAAUUAAGUCCGCCGAAAGAAAAGAGACGAUUAGUGAACGUUUACUGCAAAAGAAGACACACCAAGUGUAGUUUGUGAAACGGUGCAGUAGGCAAAGGAAAGGAAGCUCAACCGACUCAGCAAUCAAGAACGGCGAGUGCUGACAACACACAGUGAAUCAUCAUGGCGACCUUGCUGAAGAACGUUACCAACAGUAUAUGCCAUGCGUUCAAUGCUUUGCAGCAGAACCGGGACGGAUUCGUGAGCAAAUCGAAGCUGAAGGUGCUAACGGCUAACAUUGCAACGCUGCUCGAUCUGUACGGUGUGGAGCGGGGACUGGACCACUUCCGGUCGACGGCAACACUGAACUUUGAGCACUAUCGGUACUAUCUGGCGCAGGAGGUGUUUGCUGGCGUGUCGAACGAGCUGCCACUGGCGGCGUUGCGCAACUAUGAAACCAAAAUCGAUGAGGUCUGUUGGUUAGUGUGCAGGAUGAAUUUCCCGGCCAACGAUCAGUACUACACGGAGGAGGCCGUGUACAAGCUGUUCCGCAUAUUCUGUCUCGUGGCCGACCUGUCCACCGACGCGUCCGAGCCCGAUCUCUACACGGUCAAGAUCCACCCGAUGGAGGCGCUGAUCAUCAUCAAGCAUCUGCUGAACGCGCUCGGGCUGAACUACGACGGCGACGGCAAGUACGACUACCUGCGCACCUCGGAGGAGUCGCUCGAGUUUGGCGAGCUGCUCGAGAUGCUGCGCUUCAAGAACUACGACAAGGUGAACGACUACCGCGAAUCGAUCUGCGAAGCGAUCGGCGACAUGUACCAGACGCUGAUCGAGGACGUCAUCAAGAAGGGCUACCUGUCGCGCCGUGGCUACGUGCUGCCGACGUUCCGCGAGUACUUCUUCGUGCUGCAGCCGUGCGAGCUGUCCUACUACAAGCACCCAGCGGAUCGGGAGGUUUGCGGCACGAUCGUGCUGGACUCGCGCUUCAUGGUGAAGCCGGCGGGCAACCCGAGCUCGGGCAAGCAGGAGAAGGUGCAGCGCUUCACGCUCGUGUCGGGCGACCGGACGUACGAGCUCGGGACGCCCGACCACAAGACGCGGCUGCAGUGGAUCGCCGCCCUGCAGCUAGCGAUCACGUACUCGACCGGACGGGAAGGGUUCCAGCGCGACACGGUGAACCGGCGCAAGCAGCAGCGCGAAGCGGAGCAGCGCCGUCGGCGGGAAGAGGAACAGCUGCGCAGCCAGCAUCUGCGCCGGCUGGAGGAAACGCACGUCCAGCUGGAGCGCGAGAAGCAGGCCCGGCUGGCGGCAGAAUCACAGGCCCGCCAGUACGAAGCCGUCGCGCGGGAGGAUUCGCGCCGCGUGGCCGAGCUGGAGGACGUGAAGCUGUGCCUGGAGAAGAUGCUGGAGGACGAGAUACAGGCCAAGCGGGACGAGGAGAUUGUGCGGGCGCUGCAGGCGCGCGUGCUGGCCGAGGAGUGGGAAAAGCGCGAAGAGCUCGAGCAGCUGCAGGCGGAGCAGAAGAGCCUGCUGGAACAGGAGCGCCAGAAGCGGAUGGAGUUCGAGCAUCGGCAGCAGGAGAACGAGCAGAAGCUGCUCGAGGCGGAAGGGAUGCUGCGGCAGCUGGAGGAGGAGCGCAAACGGCUGGACCGGGAGCUGAAGCUCGCCCGGCAGAAGAUACAGCUGUCGGAGGACAACAAGGGCAUCGUGGAGGCAAAACUGCAGGCCAUGUCUCCCACCUACCGUACCAGCGCAGGCGAGUUCAUGAUCCGCCGGACGCAAUCGUUUGUCGCGGCCGACCGACCAGUGCUCGUAGCCGGCACCAGAUCGUCCCAUCGGUUUAGCUAGAGAAGAACCAAGUCAUCCAUCGCCCCUUGCAACACGCUUCAUGUAUGCUUCAAUGUAUGCGAUGUAUAUUUGGUACGGCGUCUACGUAUUCUACAGUGUAAGCACUAAUCACACCAUUCCACAUACACACACAAACCCUCGUAAGCUUAGGAAGAAUUUAUUUAAUAAAAGUUUAACUGAAAUCUGA